Pocillopora meandrina is the source of this 566-nucleotide messenger RNA. The record is from the annotation of a GenBank genome assembly. NCBI's taxonomy places the organism in Eukaryota, Metazoa, Cnidaria, Anthozoa, Scleractinia, Pocilloporidae.
AUGCCUCAUUUUGAUUAUUGUUGUAAGGUUUGGGAUGUAUUAGGUAUACUAGUCGAAAGGCUGCAGAAACACCAUAAAAUAUGUGCUAGGGUAAUUAUGCGUUACAAAAACGAGGCUGGAAAGUCUGAAUUAGUCCUACAUCAUCUUGGCUGGAGUUUACUGAGCGAACAAAGAAUUCUUACUGAGGCUUUAAGGUUCUCCAAGACUUGGCACCUGCGCAGCUUUCGAAUAUUUUCAGGGACUCAUGCUCGAACAAAAAUUAUCAUUUAAGUAGCACUGAUAAUUACUUGGCCAUUCCUUUGCCAAAGACUGAAUUUUUAAAGAAGAGUUUGAGCUUUAAUGGUGCUAAGAUCUGGAACUCCUUUCCAAAUGAAAUACGUAGUUCUGAAACUUUGGCUUCGUUUGAUGAGCUUAUUUCAACCUAUAGACCAACUGUGAAAUAAUUUAUUUCUUAUGGAUUAUAUUUAAUGCAUUGAUAGCUUAAUUCAUGAAUAUUAGUGUAUACAUAUAUAUUUUAAAUAGUUUUUUAGCUUUUAUAGCUGGUUCACGCCCCUACUGGAAACUAG